Ceratotherium simum simum (southern white rhinoceros) is the source of this 1312-nucleotide messenger RNA. Lineage: Eukaryota; Metazoa; Chordata; Mammalia; Perissodactyla; Rhinocerotidae. The record is from RefSeq and is a predicted model, not a curated record.
GAGGGUAAUUGUGGCCAACGGGAGGGGACCAGUGACAGCCCGCCACGUGGCCAGGAACCCUCUCCUGGCCGGGAACAAAAGAGCCACCACCACAGGCUCUGGACCCUUGUCUGAGGCGCCACUGGUCUCCUUCGGCCACUCCUGCCUGACCAUGAGCCUCCUGCUGCUGGCCGUGGGGCUGACUCUGCUUGGCGGCCUCCAGGCCCUGCACAAGGGCCCUGGGGACCCCAACUUCGACGAGAAGCUGGUCAAGGGCAAAUGGUUCUCAGUAGCAAUGGCCUCCAACGAACCAAAAUUCAUAACAAAGGAUACGGACAUGAAGUUCUUCAUCCACAACAUCCAGGUGACCCCUAAGAGCCUGCAGUUGCACGUCCACAGAAAGGUAAAGGGUGUGUGUGUCCCGACUACAAUGACGGCGAAUAAAACAGGAAAGAAGUUUCAGUACACGGUGAACCAUUCCAGUCACAAGAUGAUCUUCUUAGAGAAAGUAGACCCCCAGCACUUCGCCAUAUUCUGCACCCACAGCGUGAAACACGGGAAGGAGACGAUGGUGGUGAACCUCUUCAGCCGGACCCCUACUGUGAGCCCGGACGUCCUGUGGAUGUUUAGAAAAUACUGUAAAACCCAUGGGAUCCACUCGACCAACAUCGUUGACCUGACCCAGACUGGUAGGUGCCCACCCCACCGCCAGCCUCAGGAGGCUGAGGGCCUCGGCCCAGACGCCUGCUCAGCACACCUUGCUCCUCUCUGCUCCUCUCUCCACAGAUCGCUGUCUCCACGCCCACCAGUAGACAGCACCCACUAUGUCCUACUUCCAGGCAACAGGCCCUUCUGGUGGGGGGAGAGGGUCACCUUGAGAACUCAGGGGGAGGUCACGCUGAAGCCACUCCAACCAACUCCCAAAACCAAGCCGGUCAUCACUGACGUGAAGGCUUCUGACUCGCUCCUGAACGCAGUUAAGGCCAACAACAGCGGGCCUGCGGUUCAAACAGGGCCGGGGCGGGUGGUGGGAAGACAGCUGUUCCCUGAACCCCCAUGGCUCCUUCCAGCUCCAGCAGCAGCCACAGCCACAGCCGAGGGCCCAGAGACAGCCGAAGCCCACAGCCCCUCACUGCCCCAGGGAGGGAACCCCGCCCUCUCGGGAUGCUGCAGAGACCGAGACAAGCCUGUGUCCACAGCCUCAGGCCUGCAGGUCGGGCCCACAGGACCCCCAGGGCCGGGCCAGUGGAACCCUACAGCUCCAAGCCACCGACUCUCUCCUCCACUCCCGGGGCCGGCCUUUAAUCAACCACUGCUCUCGCCCCAAGCCUGA